AUGUCUGCCGUUGCAGACAGGGCUCCUCGGAACGAUCCCAGAAAGACGAACACUCACAACCACGUCGCAGAGUUCCCUUCUUUUCCUGCGCCGUCUGUCUCCAGAGUCGAGGGCGCCGGUGCGCAGCUUACCUCUCUCCAAGUGGCGUGCGCAUCGCUUCUGGCGCAGCAGCGUUCCGGUGGUCUGGUGAGCGUGGAAGCGGAAGAAGCUGCUCGAGUUCAGUCGAGUUUGCCGUUCUUCGCCGCGCCUGUGAGAAUGCCGCCCCCUCCACCUCCUCCUGCGUCGGUGGCUUCGGCCGCGCCUUCGGGCGCGACGGCGGAACCCGCAAACGGAGGAGGCCCGGCGACGGUUCCGGCGCCGGCGGCUUCUGCAAACAGCACAAGCGGAGGCUCGGCAGGGACGAUGAGGUCUCAACUCCGCGCGGACGCGAUGGAAUUCCGCCCGGCGUCCUCGACGUCUGCAGGCUUGAAGGGCGGCCUGGUGGCGGGCAGCGGCGCGGUGUCACUGGUUGCCGGGGCUCAGCUCGGCCUCGUCCAUCAUCCUGGAGGAGGUGGCACCCCGUCGUCGCCAACGUCUGCAUGCGGCAGCGGCGCCCUCUCCAGUGUAAAUAACGGUGCGUCUGCGGCGUCCCCGACUUUCGCCUCCAACUCCGCUGCGCCGUACCACAGCACGCACCAGUUCAACAGGAACGCUCAGGAGUUCGUCCCCGGGCGCCCGUUCAUGGUUUUCCCCUCGUCCGCGCAUGCGGCCGCGGGAGCGCCGCCUCCACCCGCGCUCGCCUCCGCUCUCUCUGGGGCUGCGCCGCAGGGAGCUGUGGCUCUUUCGCGAGCUGGAGCCUCUGGCGCGCCCGCCGCCGGCGUCGCGGCGACGUCUGCCGCGGCCUCUGUGGGCGGUCCCGCGGUCGUCCCCGGCGCAAUCCGCAGCGGCUCGCCCUCAGCCGGCGCGCCGGCGCCUAGCAUGGCUCCGGCCUUCUCUCCGCCAGUUGUCGGUGCUCGAGGCGCGGGAGCGGCGCACAUGGGCCCCGGCGGCCCCGCGGGCCAACUGCCCCAGCAGUCCUUCGUUCCGGUCCCCGCCGCGCUCCACUUCGCGCCCAUUCCGCACCACCCCGGCGCGGCGCCGUUCGCGGGCCCAGUCCCCAACGGUGCCCUCUACGCAGGCCCGGCGCCCGGCGGGCCCGUCGACCACCUGGUCGCCGUGCCCCCCGCAGACCCCGCCACCCUCGCGGCGCAGCUGCCUCACGACCCGACGGCCGCCGGCGCCUUUGUCUACCCGGCCUACGGCACCUCGCACCACGGACACCCCCUCGUGGGGCCGCCGCCCGGCGCAGGCCCUGCUGGCGGCGAGUUCCUCGGCGUGGGUCCCCCGCCCCCGUACGCGGUCGGCGGGCCCAGUCAGGGCCCGGCUGGCGGCCGCGGCGGCCGCGGCGGUCGAAUGGGUCGCGGCGGUCGCGGCGGCGGAGACGUGAGCUACCGCGGAGGCGGAGGCGGCGUCGGGCGCGGAGCCGGCCGCGGCAUGGGCCCUGGAGGCCACCACCACGGCGGCCGCGCGAGCAACGCAGGGCAGUCUGCCGCCGGCGCGACGUCGUCGGGAACCGCCACGUGGGUUCCGGGCCCGCAGGCCGCCCAGCAGACGGGCGCCCAGGCGACGAGCGCGCCCUCCGCUGGCGGAAAGCCGACGCAGCCGCACGCAGGAGCCGCGACGGCGGGCUGCCCAAAAGCCGGCGCAACGACCGAGGAGACAGCCAAGACGCAGCAGGAGCCGCCACCCCCGACGGCCUCGUCGGAGGCCUCUGAGGGGGUCGCCGCUGCUGCGACGCGCGCACCAGCUGCCGGCACAUCGUUCCGCGAUAAGCUCCUUCAGGGCAACGCGAAGAUAGCUGAAACGCCCGCAGGCGCAGGCGCAGCUGGACCGGGCGCUGUCUCUGCGUCCUCCGUUUCCCAGGCGAAGCAGGGCUCGACCGGCGCAGGCGCCCAAGAGCGCGGCUCUCCCUCGUCGCCGGACACCACCACGGGAGCGGGCACUGGAGCCGGCACAGUCGUGGGCGGAGGCGUGAGCCCGUCGGGCUCCUCCACCAACGACGGCGCGCGAUCGCCCGUCUCCGGCGGCACCGUCGCACGGACUUCCUCGGCGGACUCGCCUAAGGCGGCGGCCUCUUCCGCAGGCGGCGCCGCGUCUCCCGCGACGACCGGCAACCUGUCCUACGCCGGAGCCGCCGCCGCAGCCGCUCUCAACCGCGGCAACGGCGCCGCGACCGGCAGCCAGAGCUCGCCGCGAACGACGGCAGUUGCCGCGGCUGCUGCGGGCGCUCGUGCCUCGUCCGCCCCCCAGAAGGGACUGGCGGAGGACGCCCCGAAGCAGGUGACGAGGACUGCAGCGACUGCAGGCGCGGCCGCCGCGCCGUCGUGGAGCCAGAAGGUGGGCAAGGCUGCGUCGACGCCGGCGAAGGAGACCGGAGACGGUGCCGGAGAGGCGCCGCGGACCGCCGCGGCAGUCAACGGCAGCGCACCUGCAGAAUCCCGGAUGGCGAGUGGUAGCGAGCCGGCUGCAAGCUCGUGGAGGGGCUCCGCCGUCGCUCGAGGCCAGUCUGCGGCGCCGGAGCGCGAAGCCGCAGACGAGAAAGCAACGCCUGCGGCAGGUCGUCGGGAGGCUGCGGCCGAGGACCGGGCGACGGGCGACAAGUCUGCAAACCCGACGCCGGGUGGAGAGUCCGGCACUGCGACGCCUCAGGGGCCUCGCAGCUGGGCGGAGCGCAUGAAGACGAACGCGGGCAGGCCACCGGCGGCCGUCUCGUCGUCGCCAUCGACUUCGAGACGUUCUUCAGCGAAUCUCGCUUCCUCCGCCGCCCCGGCGGCACCGGGCUGGCAGUCGUCGCGCGGCGCCGCUGCAGCUGUAGGCACGGGCUCCACAGUCUCGAAGAGUGCAGCCACCGGGGGCAGCCGCAGAGGGUCCGGGUCGAAAGCCGACACCCGCGCGCCUGCUGAGACGGCGUCGCAGGCAGUGGCGCCUGCUCAGGCCUCUGCGCAAGUUGCUGACAUGAAGAAGGAGCAGGCCGCGUCCCAGGAGGCGGCUGGGAAGCAGAGUGCGUGGCCUGUUCGACCUGCGCCGGCGACCGUAGCGGCCGCCACAGGCGCGACGCCAGCAGCAGCUGCGCAGAAGUCUCAGGCAGUGGCUGUGGAGAAGGAAACCGCGCGCGAAGAAAUCGACGCGCGCGGCGCGCCGGAGGCCGAUGAGAGCAAGCAGGUAGCCAGGACUACUGAGGCAGACAAGGAAAGGCUGUCCUCUCAGGCGUCUGCCGGCGCGGCUGCAGACGCCGCACAGGCUCAACAAGGCGCUGCUGAGGAAGCCGCGGCCGCUGCGGCCGCCACUUCGGGCCCCAUGACGUGGGCGCAGCGCGCGCGCCUGGUCAAGGAGAAGCCGGCGCCGGUUGUGGAGGCGCCGAAGCCCGCAGCGGCUGCGGUGAGCGAGUCACAUGCCGCAGAGGGCCGCAGCGCCGCGGCCGCAGCCGGCAAACUCGGCGAGCCGCACAAGCGUGUGGAGCGCGCGGGGAGUGCUGCGGGUGCGGUCCGCGGAGGCCCCCAGGCGGGCGGAUUUGCGGAUCGCGCAGGCCACCAUCGCCGUGAGAAUCACCGAAGCAGCCGCGGCGAGGCCGGCGCUGCCGAGGGCGCGGCUUUCGGCGGACCGCAGGGCCGCGCCGUCGCGCAGCGCCACCACGGGAAAGGUGCGGCGGACUCGGCGGCCGCUGGCGAGGCGGCGCAGGCGCCCAGCGGACAGGAGAGCGGAUCGCGCAGAAGCGACAGCGUCUCGGGGGGCUCGGGGGAGACGCCCAAGGCGCUGGAGAGCGCCUGCGCCGCGCAGAGGCCCUCCUCCACAGCUUGCUACGCGGCCGUCGUCGCGUCCUCGCAGCCUGUAGCGCCGGAGGCGCAGGCCCCACAGAGGCGAUGGGGUCCGCAGGCGCAGCAGCAGCCUGCAGCCAAGCCGGCGCCCCCUGCGGCGGAGGACGCUCUGUCUCAGGCCGCGGGUGCCGAGAAGGGAUCUGCUGGAGCUGCGGUCUCGCCUGGCGAGGCGGGCGCGGCGGCGCAGCCGAAGGCGCAGGCAGCCGUCAGCGAGGUCGCCGCCGCGCCGGCGAAGCCGACUGCCGAGGAAGAAGCGCGCGUGCUGUGGCCGCGCAACCGUCCCAAGCUGAAGAAAGUCGUUGUGGAGCAGGAAGAGGAGAAAGAGGUGCCGCUGCUGCCAGGUCAGGAGCAGAAGUUCGCGCUGCCGCAGGGCCGCAAGGAUCAGCUGCGCGCGGAGGAACGUCGCCGCGCGAAGCAGCAGGCGCAGAAGCAGCAGGACGCGGAGGACACGGAUGAGCUGAGCGGCUCCACGCAGACUCCCACGACGACUUCCACUCUCGACGCGCCGGCGAAGGCCACGGCGGCUGCGGGAGUCCUGAGCGGGUCCUCCGCCGCGGCUGCGCCCGCGCCCGUCGCCGCCGUCUCGAUCUCCGCCCGCGACUUCCCAGGGGCCGCCGCCGAGGCCGCACCCGCUGCUGCAGAGCCGCAGAAGCUGUCGGCUUCGAUGCCGAUCAUCAUCGAGCCGCGCGCCGCGAUCCACGGCUUCGCCGUCCCAGGCGUGAAGAAGGAGACAGCUGCGGCGGCCGCGCCGCGCGUCGUGCUGUCAAAGGUCACGGGUGUGCCGCCGGUCGGGCAGGCGUUCACUGAGCCGCCGCCGCCGCUGGACGCCCUCGAGGAGCGCGCUGUGGCGAAGGAGGAGGCGAAGAAGCCAGUGGAGGAGGAGCGCAGGGGAUCGGGCGCCCCCUCGCCCCGGGAUCCCGCGGAGGGGGAGACGCGGAAGGAGGCGUCGCUGCGCGUGGGCGAGUCCCCGAAGGGCAGGUCCAGCCGGCGAUCGUCCAUCGCCUCCACGGGCGGUGAGGGCGUCCACGGCGCGCGAGAGACCAAGCGCGAGUCGCUGCUGUCUCCGCGCGCGAACGUCGGGGAGGGUCGCUCGGCGUGCUCGUCGCGCAAAAAGAUGCGCGGAAGGGGCUCGCGCUCGCCUUCCGCCCAUUCGCCCGCGCGGCUGCCUGAGGGCGUCGACGCCCGCCAACAGGAGGAGCCGAGGGCGCUAGCGCGCUCGCCGCGCGGCCAUAGGCAGCGUCUGGCGGCUGCCGUGCCGCCUCCGCCUCCGCCGACUUCGUCGUCCUCCGGUCUGAGCCCGACGGCGAGCGACGCUCCGUCGUCGCCUUCGCACUUUGCGCCAACGUCAGCGGCCUCGCCGCAGUCGUUGGCGCACACGCUGCCUGUGGAUGAUGGCGCGUCGUCGCCGGUUCCGUCGCCGUCGAACCGCGGCGUGGCCUUUUCGCCGUCGGCCUCGCUCUCAAGCGACGUCUCGCCCGUCUCCGCGGCGGACAAGCUGCAGGGCGACUCGCCGCUCGCUGCGGCGACCUCGGUGUACUCCGGACCGUACUCGAAGCGCCUGCUGGUCGCGUAUCGGCUGAGCCGACGGGCGGCGGCCGUUCCUGCGCUGAUCUCCAUCUCUGCGUUGUCGCAUCCGGCGGCGAUGCAGCAGAUUCAGCAGGGCGGCGAGUUCUGGCACCACAGCCAGGGGGGCGGACACGGCGGCGACGACUCGUGGAAGAGCAGCCGCGGCUCGGGUCGCGCGGGCGACGGUCCCCUCCUCUCGAUGCAUCGCAAGAACGAAGGCAAGCGCGGGGGGGGCGUGAUGGGCGGCGCGCAGGGUGCGAGUGGGCGCAACGAGGACGGCUGGCGCAAUUUGGACGCGGGUGGCUCCGGCGGCAGAGCCCAGGGCGACGGUGGCCGCGGAGGCGCCGGCGGCAUGCGCGACUGGCGCCGCGGCGACGACAGCACGCGCAGCGGCGGCGUGAACGCCAUGAUGGGCGGCCUCGGUGGCUUCUUCAACCAAGAACGUCCUGACGCCGGCGAAUUCCGCCGCAUGCAGCAGAGCCUCCCGCCCCCUCCGACCCACGCCAUCUUCAAGGCAUCCGAAUGCUCUUGGGUCAAGAAACAGGCCGAACAAAAGAAGGAUGAGCAGCAACAGCUGCUGCGUCGCCUUAAGGGCUACCUGAACAAGCUGACGCUGGAGAAAUUUGAGAAGUUGUAUCCGCAGAUUCUCGGCGCGGGUAUCAAGGAGAAGGAGGAAGUUAACGCGCUCAUGAAGAUGGUUUUUGAGAAGGCCGUGUCGCAGCAUCACUUUAUUCAGAUGUAUGUCCAGCUGUGCUCGCGGCUGAAGGACGAUUUGAAGCAGAUCCUCGCUGACGACGCCAAGGGCAGCUACUUCCGCCGCAUCUUGAUCAACCAGUGCGAGGACUCGUUCGUCGCGAACCUGGAGCCGAUGCGCGUGCCGGAGGGCUUGGGCGAAGAAGAGGCGUUCGAGUUUGCGCAGCUCUACAAGGCGCGCAUGAAGGGCAACAUGAUCUUUGUCGGCGAGCUGCUCAAGAGUCGCAUGAUUUCGCAUCGCAUUCUGCUCGAGUGCAUCGACAGGCUACUGCAGAAGCGCCUGGAGUGCAUCGAGAUCUCCAGCGGCGAAGACCAGGGCGUGCCUCACAUGGAGGCGCUCUGCGCCUUCCUCCACACAGUCGGGCCUUUCUUCGAGAAUCCGAAGUGGAAGUACUACGAGGAGUUCUGCGAGCGCAUCAAGACCGUGCAGAAGCUGCAGAAGGAUGAGUCGCUGCCGUUUCGCGUGCGGUGUCUGCUGAAAGACGUGCUCGACAACCGCGCAGAGAAAUGGAGAAAGAAGUUCGCGGCGAGCAAAGAGGGACCGACGCGCCUCUCCGAGCUGCACCAACAGGCGCAACUCGAGCAGCUGCAGCAGCAGUACAUGAGCGACUCGCGCGGCAUCCUCGGCGGUGGCAAGGGACGCGGCUACGACGGGCGCAGCGGCCUCGACGACGGCGGCUGGGAAAUGGCGCCCUCGCGCCGCGGCCUCGGCGGCCUCUCCAGGAUGCAGAAGCCAGGCGUGGGAACCCCCGUCACCGCGAACUCACGGGGCAUGGGCGGCGGCGACAACUCGAAGCCGAUGAGCGCCUUCAGCGCGCUCGGCCGCAUGCGCUCUGAGCGCGAGAAGGAGCGCGAGCCUCGUCGCGACGACAAUCUGCGCCGAGAGAACUGGGGAUCGAGUCUGAACAAGAAAUCUUCGACUCUUUCUUCGCUCGCUCACGGUCCUUCGUCCCCCACUGCAGAGUCGAGUGCAGCUGGCAGCUCGUCUUCGUCUCACGCCUCGCUCCUCGGCCGCGCCAUCGCUGAGGCGCCGCGCGCGAGGGAGGGCGCCUCUCGCUCGGCCCCGAGUGCAGAGUCUGCGGCGGCGAGCAAGGAGAACGCGAGCGUCUCCCAUAUGUCUGAGGAGAAGCAGAUCGCCGCUGCGCGCUCUGAGUUGAAGGACUUGGUUCAGUCUAUGGACCUUGACACUGCGCUGCAGAUGCUUGAGGAGAUGAACUUGUCGCCCUCCGUACACAAAGCUGUGUUUGAUGAGUGGCUCAAAUACGCGAUCGAAGCUUUGGUGGCGGACAAGGAACACGUCAACAAGCAGCGCGCACUCGCCUUCCAGCUCUUCGUUCAAGUUUGCCAGCGGCGCAUCCUGCAGGCCGAGGCUCUCAAGGCGUGUUUGAAGCAAUUCAUGUCGGGCGGCUCUGAUGAGGACGAGGAAGACAUGGGAGAGGAUAGUCUGUAUCAAGAUAUGAAAAUCGACGUUCCCCGCCUCGGCGAGUUCAUGAAGGAACUUCUGCAGACUAUCCAAACGGUUGACGCGAAGCGCGAAGUGUUGAGCACCAGCACGUUGGACGAUCUGCGAGGCAAGCUCUAG
Messenger RNA from Besnoitia besnoiti, 7794 nucleotides. Its product is annotated as MIF4G domain-containing protein. The transcript has 13 exons. The record is from RefSeq and is a predicted model, not a curated record. Gene Ontology annotation, molecular function: translation initiation factor activity; mRNA binding; protein binding. Gene Ontology annotation, cellular component: eukaryotic translation initiation factor 4F complex. Bases 1 to 7794 code for a protein of 2597 amino acids. Lineage: Eukaryota; Apicomplexa; Conoidasida; Eucoccidiorida; Sarcocystidae.